GACUUGACGGACUUGACGUAUGUUUAGGGAAGGCAGUUCAGGUCUUUUUUACGUUUAUGUUACAUAGUUCACAUUUUGAAGUUCUAAGGGUGCUGUAAAAAAGUGGGUCUGUCCUUCCGAUAUUAUAAUGAGUGAGCUAAGCCAAGAAGAGAUUCGGCGCCGAAGGCUUGCAAGAUUAGCAGCCUUGGAUAUUAGUGCCAGUUCUUCACCUGGUCAGUUAGCUCCUCCAUCUCCAAAUGCUGGGGUGCCAAAUUCUCCUUCAGCACCAGGUCCAUCACAGCUUAACAUCGAAAUUGCAAUGCCACCCCCAUUGGGCACCCAGAAAAGUGAUUCACAAAGCACAGACACCUCAUCACAGAUGGAAGUAGAUGAUUCACAAUGUGAGAAAAGUUCAGUAUCACAGGUUGAUGUGGAUUCUGGUAUAGAAAACAUGGAAGUUGAGGAAACUGAUCGCAAAGAAGCUGGCGACAGACACAGGACCUCUAGCUCGUGUACUGAGGUGAGUGAAGAGCAAGUACAUGCUGCAGUGUCUCGAGUUUUGUGCGUCACGUGGAAGGAACAGAAUGAGUCAGCCAUAUUUCUUCCAGAGACUGCGUCAGCUCUGAAUGACCUGAUGCAAGAAGGAAAUGCAGCUAUUGAUAUUCAGGAUCUGAUAAGUCAGACAUUAAUGGAAGUGCUGUCACAGUUGGGAAGGGGUGAGAACCCUCUCCAAGAUCUGGCUCCUUGUGCUGCAUGUAAUCAGACCACUCCCGACAACUUGGACAGUCCAGGAGUCAGCUCGUCAAGCCCAGCACCUCUCAGUCCAUUGUUGUCUCCUGUGGCGACUUUACCGCACCAUCCCAUGAGUGUUGUGCCUCUAUCAUCUGAUUCUCAGCAGGACAUCCAUACUCGAAGCCUCAUGUACCUCAUGGAUUGUUAUGCUAGAGUGGCAAUGGAAGAGAGGAAUCACCCAAAGAGAAGCAGUAUACCUCCACUGAGUGAUGUGCUGGCUGAGAUACGAGCACAGUGUGUGCAGUAUGCAUCACUGUCAUUGCAAGGGGUCCUUAUUGACGAGGAACUUCCACGCACAUCUCCACUGUUGGGUCCUGUGCUUAAUCAGAGUUUGCCUCGUGGUUUUCUUCCUGAGCUUGUAGCACGCACACAUGCCAAUCACGAGUUAUUUAAUAAGGUAUUUAGUCCAGUGUUACAAGGACUCUUCCUGACUAUGCAGACAUCCUCAAUUGUUGGAAAUGGACAUCGACAGCCUAUCCAGGCACUUAGUGAUCUGGUAGAAAUACGAUGUGGUCCAUCAGGCAAUGUCAGACCUAUCUGCCGACUCCUGACUCAUCAAUCAAAUUUCCUACCAGAUGUGGUUACACAGGCAGUUGGAAGGGAGCUUGCCAAGACGUCGUUCCUGGGCCCAUUUCUUUCUGUAUCAGUAUUUGCAGAAGAUGAAGCGAAAGUUGCUGACAAAUUCUUCUCUGGGAAUCCAGUAGCUGACAAGUCCUUGAACCAGACUCUUCAACAGGAACUAGAAAAUACUCGAAUUCUCCUCCACAAGGUAUUCCAUGACAUACUCGUAUGUAACAGUGCGCGUGAAGCAACACUGUCAUAUCUGGCAGCCCUGUUGCGUAACAAUGAGAAGCGAGCACAGAUUCAGGUGGACGAGCGGUCAUUAGCAGGAGAUGGCUUCAUGCUGAAUGUUCUAUCUAUUAUGCAAUUUUUGGCUGUGAAGGUUAAGUUAGAUAAAGUGGAUGUGUUCUACCCCUUCCAUCCGUCUAGUUUGGUUGAUAUAAAGAAUGAUACAAGGCUGAAAUUUACAUCACAGGAAGCAGCGGCAUGGCUUGAUGAUCUCAAUCGUUCCCUGAUACACAAAUGGAAAGAACCGAAAUUUCCGACACACUGCUGGUUUCUCACACUUCAUUGUCAUCAUCUAGCACUUCUGCCGGCUUGUCACAAAUAUCAGCGCCGCCUCCGUGCUCUGAGGGAUCUACAGAAAUUAGUUGAUGAAAUGCAGGCCACAGAAGCACAGUGGAAAGAAAUGCAUUUUGCUGCACGCAACAAAGAACUUUUAAAGCAGUGGAAGCAACAGAUCAAGAAGCUUAAUCGGAGUAAAGCAUGUGCAGACACUGGGCUUUUGAAUGAGGCAUUACUUCGACGAUCAUUGCAGUUCUAUACAUCUGUUGCUGAGUUCCUUUUAGGACUGUUGGUUCAGCUGCCCCCUGGUGUCACACCACCUUCCUUACCUCUUCCUUCUGAUGCUCCUGCCAUCUUCUCAGCAUUGCCUGAAUGGUAUGUCGAGGAUAUUGCAGAAUUCCUGCUCUUUGUUCUCCAGUUCACUCCUGGGGUAGUGGCUGAUUGUACGGAAGACUCUCUCAUCACAUGGCUUUUAGUUGUCGUGUGUUCUCCCCAGUGUAUCAAGAAUCCCUAUAUGGUGGCAAAGAUCAUUGAGGUUUUGUUUGUGAUUAACCCAGGGAUACAGUCUCGUACUGAGCAGCUUCAUGCUCGUGUGAUGGCACAUCCUAUCUCUGAGAUGCAUCUUCCAUCAUGCCUCAUGAAGUUCUACACAGAUGUGGAAACUACAGGUUCAAGUUCUGAAUUUUAUGACAAAUUCACGAUACGCUACCACAUAAGUCUGAUCCUGAAGGGCAUGUGGGAGAGUCCAGUUCAUCGUCAAGCCAUUGUCAAUGAAUCAAGAUCUGGCAAGCAGUUUGUGAAGUUUGUUAAUAUGUUGAUGAAUGACACAACUUUCCUCCUGGAUGAAAGUUUGGAGUCACUUAAGAGAAUCCAUGAAGUCCAGGAGCUGAUGGCUGAUAUAGAGACUUGGAAUCAGACACCUGCAGAUCAGCAGCAAGCUCGGCAGCGACAACUGACAGGUGAUGAACGUCAAUGCAGGUCGUACCUGACGUUGGCAAAGGAGACAGUGGAUAUGUUCCAUUACCUCACCGUCGAUAUCAAGGAACCGUUCCUUCGACCAGAGUUAGUGGAUCGCCUGUCUGCUAUGCUGAAUUUUAACCUGCAGCAACUUUGUGGACCAAAGUGUAAGAACCUCAAGGUGCGCAUGCCAGAGAAAUAUGGGUGGGAGCCACGGCGCCUCCUGAGCCAGUUGGCUGACAUUUACCUUCACUUGGACUGCAAAGGAUUUGCGGCAGCUCUAGCAGGAGAUGAGCGUUCCUUUAAGAAGGAACUGUUUGAAGAUGCUGCAAACCGCAUGGAGCGGGCUCAGAUUAAAACUCCAUCUGAGAUUGAGCAGUUCCGAAGCCUUGCAGAGAAAGCCAAUGAGAUUGCAAUCCAGAAUAUCAAGAGGGAGGUGGACUACAGCGAUGCUCCAGAUGAGUUUAGAGAUCCACUGAUGGACACCCUGAUGGAGGAUCCUGUGACACUACCAUCUGGCAAGGUAAUGGAUCGACCCGUCAUUAUGCGACACUUGCUCAACUCAUCUACUGACCCUUUCAGCAGGCAGCCAUUAUCAGAAGAUAUGUUGCAGCCUGCUGUAGAAUUAAGGGAGAGAAUUUUGGUAUGGAAACGUGAGAAGAAAAAAGCAGCAUCUUCACUGUGAAGAGUCACCUUUGCCCACAUACAUGGGUCCAGGUGCAAGUGUGGUGUGAACGUGAUGGUCAUGCAAUGAUCUCUGCUGUAACUCAAUAUGUG
Cryptotermes secundus is the source of this 3630-nucleotide messenger RNA. It is a transcript of the gene Ube4B, whose product is annotated as ubiquitin conjugation factor E4 B. Gene Ontology annotation, cellular component: cytoplasm; ubiquitin ligase complex; nucleus. NCBI's taxonomy places the organism in Eukaryota, Metazoa, Arthropoda, Insecta, Blattodea, Kalotermitidae. Bases 128 to 3538 code for a protein of 1136 amino acids. Gene Ontology annotation, biological process: protein polyubiquitination. The record is from RefSeq and is a predicted model, not a curated record. Gene Ontology annotation, molecular function: ubiquitin-ubiquitin ligase activity. The transcript has 21 exons.